Sardina pilchardus (European sardine) is the source of this 2457-nucleotide messenger RNA. RefSeq names its product natterin-3-like. The record is from RefSeq and is a predicted model, not a curated record. NCBI's taxonomy places the organism in Eukaryota, Metazoa, Chordata, Actinopteri, Clupeiformes, Clupeidae. The transcript is spliced from 3 exons. Bases 533 to 1666 code for a protein of 377 amino acids.
CCCCAGUCGUGGAUGCGCGGGUGCGGUGAAAGCGUAGCCAAAUCUAGACGCCCCUAGCGGCAAGGUCUGGCUUGUCAGGCUAGUGAAAGCUUGCAGAAGGGAGGGGUUGAAAACCACAUGAUAAAUCUGAGAGUGAAACGAAAGGAACGGAGGAAAACGAAACUUAUAGGUCUCCCGGUGAUGUGCUGAUUGUAGUCAGUGUCAGAGGAUCAUUAAUACAUGUAGCUUGCAAGCAGUUAAAAGAAAGAAAGAAAGAAAUAAAGAAAGAAUCAAGGUCUACAGAUGGAGUCACGGCAGCCUUCUUUGGUUAUUGUGAUAUCUUUUCUACUAAUGAUCUGGAGAAGCCUUGCACCUGCAGCAGAAGCAGCCACACUGGCCACAAACAUGUCACUGGAUAAAGAAGGUCCAGAAGGUAUGGGUAAAGGACUCCUGUUAGGCCCAUCAGGUUGGAAAGGUGUAGGCCCCCCUCCAAAGACACCUAGACAAACUUUGUCUCACAAUCCAUCAGAUGCUGAUGAAGCUAAGCUGACCAAUGAAAUGGAAUCCUCAGAGGACACUUCCAAUCUCCAUUAAAAACAAACAAAUUCCUAGUGAUGCAGUCAGCAUAUUUAACGACUACACGUCUCGAAGAGAUUUUGUCUGCAGGGCUAAUGGCUACUGUACAUUUGGCUUCCUCAAUGAAGGAAGGGGAUACCUUUGUUUUUUUCCAUUCCGUGGGUAUGAACUUCACACCGACAAUUUUGAAGUGCUGGUGAAUAUUGACAGCUUUGAGCGGCUGGAGUGGAUGUCUGGCUCGAAAGUCUCUGACCCUAGCAUAAAGUUCUGUCAGGAUAACUUUGUUGGAAAAAACGAGUAUGGCCUAGGGGAUAUUUUUAAAGGGUACUUCUAUCUUCCCUGGGAAGGGAAAGAAAUCUGGUACAGUUCUUACGAUGUGCUGAGUAUCAACCGUGACAUUUUCGAUGUGCAUUACUCAGAUGUGACAUAUAAUGUCGACCUGGUCAACAGAACACGCCAUCCUCCAUACACCAUCAAGACGUUUCGCGUUGAGAACCGUGAUUCCCGGGAGGUGAGCGAGACAGUCCACAUGGAGGUGAGCACGGUGAAAGCCAACUCGUGGGAUAGCACUUUCUCCUCGUCCCUCGCUCAGUCCACGUCCAUCUCUGCGGGGAUCCCCGAUUUCGGAAGCGCCAGCAUCAGUAUCGGCGCCGUGGUGACCCUGGCGCUGUCCGACGGCCAUCUGGAGAGCGAGGCGAUCACGCAGCGCCAGGAGGUGCAGGUCACAGUGCCCCCAGGCUACUACUGUGAGGUGCGGAUGGAGGGGUAUAAGGUGGAGGCGAGCAUACCCUAUGGAGGACGAGUCACCAAAACAUACAAAGAUGGCAAAAAGAUGACCACUACUAUCACUGGCAUGUACGGCGGCACGCAAACAAGUGGGAUCGACUCAAAGGUGGACCCCUGCCAGCCGAUAACCACUCCAGCUCCAGGACUCAAAUUGAGAGUUAGUUCUACCACUACUUUGAGUGCUGACGGGCCUUAUUUGCUAGUGUUAGGUAUUGUAAUUGGUGUUAUAUUGUUUUCAGUGUUGGUCUUUGGUGCACUUUGGACUCUCAGGAGGUACCCAUUCAACAUGCAGCAAUAUUUCACACUGAAGGGAGAAGUUAUUUGAAUUUGGUAUCAAUUCAUGUGUAAACUGUUGUUCAGGAAGCACAGAGUCACUUUUGCCUUACAAGCCACUGCUGCAUUGGCACAAGCCUGUUUCUGGAGACUUUGUAAAUAAUGCCUUUUCUUGUGUUGUUGUCAGCCAUACAGAGUCAGCAUAUUCCAGCACAGGCCUCAUAGCAUGUAAAGGUAGAUACUAAUUCUGAGUCCUGGACUCCAAAUUUCUUCAGAUGUCGAGGGGCAAAACUUUUCCAAUUAGCUGAGCUGCGCAUAUGGCCUAUGAAAGAGAGGGCCUACCAAAUUCGCUAAAUAUUAGGCCUGUCUUAACGAAGAAAGACAUAAUUAGCAUGCUUAGCCUAUUAAUUCACGUGUGUAAUUGUAUGCAUUUUGGGUUUCUUUUACAACUUGUAUGGAGAGUUUCACAAUAAGUGUGAUAGGCUGGCCUACAUCUUCAUUCCUUCCUGUUAUUGGCCAUGUUUUGUUAUGCCAUGAUGACUGAAGACUGGGCCAGAAUAAGGUAUUGUCUACACUUGAAGACAUGGAAAUGACAAUUAGAAAUUACUGUAGUUGUGUGUUAGGCUAGGCCUACAUGUAUGUGAUGCCUCUGUUUUCUCACAGUCACUGAGUGCUUUUCUAUAUUUCUUUUAUGGUGGUAUCAAUUUGGGAGAAAUUUCACUGGUAUCGACUGCUACAUUUUUGUUAUCGUGACAUCCAUAUCCAAGUGUUCACAUACUGUAUCUGCCUCGUACUUUUGCGAAAAACACCAAAUAAACCACCUGAAUUCUCAGUCUAAAAUUA